GCGGAUACACGUGACUCCAAACUUCCGACCGGUUGUGUGUUGUUGGCCGUCGCGAGUGUCGGUUGCCUGGGUGAGGAUGGAUCACGCCUUUAUAACAGAGAGAUAAACUGUUAUUUUAUCUCUCGUAAACACAUCAGUCUUAUCUACACACACAGGCAACGAUUAUCGGGGAGGAGUGCCAUCACAACGGUGCCAACAGUACAGUGGGAUGGAGUGGCAUCCCUUGCUUGACUUUUCCAAAGUUUGUCUACAGCAUAGCAAUGAUCAGAUAAUCUAAGAGGAGAGACGCCCGUCUGUCAGUACUGUUUCUCUGGGUGAAAAGGUGAAAAUGAACCGUUACACUACACUCAAGCAGCUGGGUGAUGGAACCUAUGGCAGCGUUCUAAUGGGGAAGAGCAACGAGUCUGGAGAACUAGUGGCCAUCAAGAGAAUGAAGAGGAAGUUCUACUCUUGGGAGGAGUGCAUGAAUCUGAGAGAAGUCAAGUCGCUGAAGAAACUGAAUCAUGCUAAUGUGGUGAAGCUAAAGGAGGUGAUACGAGAGAAUGAUCACUUGUACUUUGUCUUUGAAUACAUGAAAGAAAACCUCUACCAGCUCAUGAAAGACAGAACCAAAUUGUUCCCAGAGUCAGUCAUCAGGAAUAUAAGCUUUCAAAUAUUGCAGGGACUAUCAUUUAUUCAUAAGCAUGGAUUUUUUCACCGUGAUAUGAAACCAGAAAAUUUGUUAUGUAUGGGUCCUGAGUUGGUGAAAAUUGCUGACUUUGGAUUGGCACGUGAGAUCCGCUCUCGGCCACCUUACACAGACUACGUCUCAACGCGAUGGUAUCGAGCUCCAGAGGUGCUGUUGAGGUCACCAGUGUAUAGUUCACCCAUAGACAUCUGGGCAGUAGGCUGCAUCAUGGCUGAGCUCUACACGCUACGACCUCUGUUUCCUGGCAACAGUGAGGUGGAUGAGAUCUUCAAGAUCUGUCAGGUCCUUGGUACAGUAAAGAAGUCAGACUGGCCGGAGGGUCAUCAGCUAGCUUCUGCAAUGAAUUUCCGCUUCCCACAGUGUGUUCCUACACCACUAAAAACCCUGAUCCCCAAUGCCACCAAUGAGGCUUUAGACAUCAUGAGAGACCUCCUCCAAUGGGACCCAAAGAAAAGACCUUCUGCUGUAAAGGCACUCAGAUACCCAUAUUUCCAAGUGGGACAACUUUUGGGCCCCCGUCCUAUGACCCCUGAUGCACGGAAGGCUCCGGUAAAGGCAGUCCUGCCUAGUGAACUCCGAUCAGAGAUGCAAUCUGUCUCAGAACCAGUGCUGCCAUCACAGACUAAAGGCCAAAGCAGAAACUCACAUCAGCCACUCCAGCAGAUUCCUCUGCCUCAGUCUCUCACACAGACGGACACUGUUGCUCUACACACACAGAAGGUGGUCGGAGGAGAGAACAGUCUGAUGGGGCUGAAGAAUGGACGUCGAAGGUGGGGACAGACCAACAUGAAACCCUCAGACAGCUGGGAUGAUUCCGACUGCUCUGAUACUGCAGCGUCCCUCUCUAAAAAACCCAGCAAAGGUCCUGAGGAGGAGAAAACUACCCCACAGCCCAAGGAACAGAAACCCCUUUACACAUUUAGCACUGUGACUAAGUUACCGAACACCAGCAGGCUGAACCAGUCAGAUUCCAGUCAUCAGAGCACCUCCUCAGCCAGACAGCAUUACCUACGCCAAUCCAGAUACAUGCCAGGGUUAAUAAGCAAAAACACACAAUCUUUGGGUAGCAAGGAGUCGCAACAAGACUUCUGGGACACCUCAGCUCUGAUGAGUAAACCUCUUGCGCCCAUUGGAGGAGCACCAAUGUCCAGAAUCAGCCCAGGAAACUUUGUAACUACAACAUACAAUCUCUCUGGAGGAUACAUACCUUCUUUUCAGAAGAAGGAAGUGGGUUCCGUAGGCCAGAGGAUUCAGCUCGCUCCUCUCGGUCACCAACAUGCACUUGAUCUUUCUGCCACUGCUGACUGUAAAACUGGCAAAGCUAAACCUUCAAAGUCCAAACCUUCCUCUACAGUUUCAGUCAAUGAUAACUCUGAAGAUUAUGAUGGAUGGAAAAGGAGAGCAGAACGAACCCAGCUUAAAGGAACAAGCUACUCAGCCCUGGGCAAAAAUUCAGCCAAUCUUAUCACUCAUGCGCCAUCAGUUCAGCCAGUGCAUGGGCGAAUUGACUGGGCUGCAAAAUAUGGAAGCCAUCGUUAGUUUUAAUGCCACGAGGACUACUUUCAACGCUCGGAAAUGCUGUAUAAACACAUCACAUCGCAUCUUUUUCUUUGAGGAGCAACUAGGAUAGAUCCACACCACACCGUGUAAGCCCAUGGCUUCGUCAUUGUUCAAUAAAGGCAAGAACCUGUGAACGCUGGCUGUUUAAAAACUUAACAGUUUAAUCAACUUAAUCAUCGUCUUGUUCAGAUGCCUGCUACUCUUUUACAUGAAAUGGGCAAAUCUAUAUCUUAUGUUAUAUACUGCAUCUAUUUUGUUUCCCUUUAAACGUUUUUAAAUGCAAAUUUUAAUUUUAUUCUUGUUGUUUUUAAUGCAGUACUAAUUCACGUUACACGGCAGCAUUUUUUUAUUUCAGUGUAAUUACUGAUAUUAGCAUCAAUCUUUAUAACAAUAUAGUAUUAUUUAAGAACAAGAAGGCCAUUAUUUUAAACAAAAGUUUUUAAUUUAGAGAUUUUUUUUAAUUGUACAUCUUUUACAAAAAAAUACCUAUAAUGUUGUUCAGAAAGAAUGAUCACUUUGAACAAUAGCAGACAUGAUUUUUGUUUCAGUAUCAUGAUUUCUGAGGUUUCUGUAACAUUCCAGCUCCAAGUUUUGCCAGCAUCAGGACACUGCAAGAAAUGGUUAAAGGAUUAAAUUAACACACAUUUAAAGUACACCAAGCAAUAGUUAGGAAUAUUUAUGAUGAAAUCUUUUUUCCCCUUCCUCUAAACUGCUUCACGACAAAAGUAAAGCUGUAAAGGCUUUUGUACUUUUAUGAUAAGUCUAUUUUUUUUUUUUACUUGAGUCUUAGGUUUAUAACCAUAAUGUUUUGUGCCAUUGGAGCAAAAAAAGUCAUUCAGGUUUAAAAUGACGAAUGAGGGUGAGUAAAUGAGGAAUUUGCUAUUGAGUGAACUUGCCUUUCCUCUGUAAAAUUUUACAAAAUUGACUAUUGUUGGUGAACAGCAGCAGUACAGUGGAGAUCAAAUAAGAACAAACUACCUAAAUUUUGAGGUUAGUGCUUAGUCCUAUUAAGGUAGUUAAGCAUAAAUAUGACAUAUGAAAGAGAAAGCCGGGUUGGGCGAUGACAAAAAUCUCCUGUCGUGAUACAAGUCAUCGUGUGUCCUGAUAACGAUAUAUUCAAUUAGUUGGUACUGUCCACAUGAGGAUUAUUUCUGUUUGACAUUUUAAAGUAUAUGCUCAAAUAUACGCAUUCAAAUCUUUUUAUUUUUCUCACUUUUGGUAGAGAUUCUGGGCAAAUGUUUAAGAACGUGGAUAUAUCAAUGAAAUAUAAAGCUUUUUUGAAAACUAAUUGUUGCAGGCGCAACAUAAAAUACUGAAAUAAAACGCUACAUGUCAACACUACUUUUAAGCUUGCAACUUUUUCACCAUGCUGUUAUUCAAAUUUCGGCCUGUAUCCAGAUUGAUCAUCUAUAUGAUGAAUGAAGUAUUACUGUAAACUACGUAUUUUGCAACACCACGCUAUAGCAUAAUAUGAUUGCAUAGCCCUAUAACAUUAAUAACUUGCAGUUUUCUCUGACUUUGCAUUAUUGUGAGAUGAAAACUUUCGAAAGCAGGUUGUCCAGAUUAAGGCCAAAGGGAUGACCCUUUCAGCCACAGAAAGACAAGUUUUCUAGAAUAUUAUUUACCUAAAAUCCACAAAAGAUAAGUGCUGCACCAUGGCAGAGUGAAUGCAAAUGUAUAUCAAAGCUUCUGCGACAAUAUUUCUUUAAACCAUUAUAUACACCACAACCACUGCUGUUUAUUUAUCACUGUUUUCCACAAAAUAAAGCAUUUUUGUUUAA
This is a messenger RNA of Danio rerio (zebrafish), 4029 nucleotides long. The record is from RefSeq and is a predicted model, not a curated record. NCBI's taxonomy places the organism in Eukaryota, Metazoa, Chordata, Actinopteri, Cypriniformes, Danionidae.